This is a messenger RNA of Nyctereutes procyonoides (raccoon dog), 5692 nucleotides long. It is a transcript of the gene IRX4, whose product is annotated as iroquois homeobox 4. The transcript has 5 exons. Gene Ontology annotation, cellular component: nucleus. The record is from RefSeq and is a predicted model, not a curated record. The coding region runs from base 3232 to 5094 and encodes 620 amino acids. Gene Ontology annotation, molecular function: RNA polymerase II cis-regulatory region sequence-specific DNA binding; DNA-binding transcription factor activity, RNA polymerase II-specific. Gene Ontology annotation, biological process: neuron differentiation; regulation of transcription by RNA polymerase II; cell development. Lineage: Eukaryota; Metazoa; Chordata; Mammalia; Carnivora; Canidae.
CUCGAGCCUCCGCCCUCUGCCUGGGGUCAACUUGGCUGGGCUGGAGAGAGCCCCUGGCGGCUCUCGGUGCGGAGAACCAGGUGGCCCCGGGGGUCGACUGAGGGAACCGGCCUGGGCCAGCCGGCCUCGGGGGCGGGGGAAGAAUGUCAGGGCGCGGCCUGUCUCCCAGAGGCCUCUCCUCGGCCUACAGCACCUUUGGGCAAAAAGGGCGACCCACAGGCCUCUCACAUUCGGCGCUAACCAUCCUCAGCCCCCUCGCCCUGGGCUCCUUUAGUACUCAACAGGCCAGUAGGGGCACUUAACGGAAGCUGAGCUGCUGCCCUGUCCGUGGGAAGCCUCUCCUGGGUGUAUUUAGAACCGAGGGUCCCUCGAGGGACGUGGCGCAUUGAGCUGGUGAUACCGGAGAUGCUGACACUCCUGCUGUAUCCUCUCUUGGAGGAAAACCCGGUGCUCAGCUCAAGGCUCAGCCUUUCAGGAAAGGUCACUCGAAUAUUAUUCUGGUGUCUUCUACAGGGCCAAGAUAACCCAGAAAGUAUCCCGGUUCCAGGAGGCCUGCCUCAGCCAGGGCGCAGGCUGUCAGCGAGAUUUCCCGGGUGUGCUCCAGAUUGGAGACAGGCCUGACUAACCCCGAAUCCGGGAUUAGAUAGCAGGGCCUGGGUGAGCGGUGGCAAGGUCGCUAGGCUCCUCCGGCAGCAGAGCCUCCCCAAGCAGGGUAGCCAUACAGGCCGCCCUGUCGCAGGCCUGGGGCGGCACGAAGCGGAGGAUCAGUGUGCAAUGGCCUUGGGAAGUCUCCGGUGAGCUUCAUUUCUGGAUUAGAAGGAAAGGUUCCCCGGGAGAACCAGGCUAGGCGGGUGGGGACUGAGAGCGUCUAUUGAGGCACUGAGGCUGAAAAGGAAAACCUGGCAGUGAUGGUCAAAAGAAGCCCCUGACACCCCUCCCCCAGGGGCCCCCACCGCCGGGCUGUGCCCGAAGGUGGGCACCUCUGCUCAGAAGAUAAACGAUGAUGUGUGUGUUCAGGGGGCGCCGUUCCCCUCCAGCUGUGGCCCCGGGUAAGGAACCAGCCUGGGCGCGCUGCUCUGCGAACUAGAGCCUGGGGCCCUGGGACCUGGGCGCUGGCUGUCGUCCGCCGCGGCCCGGGUGCUCACAGUCGCCAGGGGUUGGGCCCUGGGAAGUGGGCGAGGAAAAGAUGCUGAAUGCACCUUCUAUCCUGAUUACUGCUCCCUGGGCCCUGGGGCAUCCUGGGCUCCUGCCCCUCCCUCGCCCGGGCCUCAUUACCGGGAGAGAGCGAGGCUGUUUGUAAACAAUAAAUAAUGGAAAGUAGGAGGAUGUUCAGAAAAGCCUCAGCAGAAGCGGGAAAGCUGGAAGGAGUUGGGAGGAGGGGGUGGGGGAGGGGCGGAGCAGAGGAGGAAGAAGGAGAGAGAUGGAGAGAUUCAUUUCUGCCCAGAAGCCCCGGUGGCUAGUUUCUUAUUAUUUACAGGAGGUGAUAUUAGCAAUUCAGGUGAGAAAGAAAUAAACACGGCUGCCACGAGAUCAAUACAGAAUUCAGAAACAAUUAUUAAUGUCAUUUGACUCGUGUUCUUUAUAUAUCUCUCCCGGCUACAGACGCUUAAACUGUCUGAAUAAUUUGCAUGGAGCGGCUAUUCAUUAUUUCCGAUGAUUUUCCUUCGCAAGCAGCUCGGACGUGGCCGGCUGUGGUUCAACGCGAUCGGAGAGCUCGUAUUUUCAUCUGUAAAUUAAAGCAAUUACGCAGCAGAUAUCUUAUGAUGCGUACUGUGGUCUCCAGAUAGUCAUCAAUCACCUUCAACCGAGCUGUCAGAGCGGGCAGAUUUCGUUUCUGGGAGGCAGGUUUGCAGCUGGGGAGAGGGCGAGAACGUCAUCAUUAAUUAGAGGGUGACCCUGGGGCGAUUCACAGGUCUGAACCCAGGAAUCUUUCCGAGCAAGUCUGCACAGCGCCGCCGCGCACAGUUCCCCUCCCGGCCGCGCGGGAGGCCGAGCGGGGCGAGCGCGCGGCAGGGGCGAGCCCGGGUCCCCGCAGGGCAGCGGCACAAAAGGCGGGGAGCGAGUUCGGGGUGCCCAGGCGCCCCUCCGCCGCCUGCGCGCUCGCCUCCGUUGGGGAUUCGGGCAAGGUCCCAGGACCCGGACUGAAUGGGGAAGUCCCGGGGUGGGCACUCGGCCGUCUACCCAGACUGCUCCGUGCGCCCCGGGCGCUGAGCUAUGCGACACUGGCGGGGAAGGGCGUCCCGGCGCUCCCUCCCCGGCACCUAACCCUGAAGGUCGCCCGGAGCAGCCAGCGUACCGGGAGGGGCCCCGGAGCGGAGGCGGGAAACCUGCUCUUCCGAGCGUGCGGGGACGUCUGGCAGUCCCCGGUUUAGCCGCGAGGGGCAGGGGAGGCUGAGGGAGGGCGGCCCGCGGAAGGGGGUGGAAGAGGAAAGGGAGGGUCGCUCGCCGCGCAGGAACGCACGGGACCGGAGGUGGGACGGAGGAGGGGGCGUUCCCCGGGGACGCGGUGGCGGAGAGUCGCCAAGCCCCGCCGCACUUGGGCCACCGAGCCCCGGAGUGGAUGGCUCCGGGAAGGGCCUCGGGACCCACACACCCGAGGGCCUCCUGACCUCCGGACGCGGACACUCGCAGCCGCUUUGGGUUCUGGAGCUCCGCCCCGGAGUUGGGUUCGAACUGGCGGGCGGCGGCGCGGCCGCCGAGCUAAACAAUAGUGCGAGCGGCGCGCCGGCCGCGGAGCUGCCUCGGGCACCCGGGGCGGCGCGCGGAGGCCGGGCGGUGGCCGCCUGCGCCAGCACCAGCGCCAGCGCCAGCGCCAGCGCCGGGCUAAUUUUAACUGUUGAUUACAUCUUCAUGGAGACUCACUCGUGUGUCCCUUCACAUGUCUCAUUUGUAAUUGAGACUAAUGAUUACAGUGGGGCGGGAAGGAGCAGGUGCUCAUUAAUUAAUUUCUAAUUAAAAGUGCUUCCCGUUCUCGGCGACUAAGGAGAAGCAGCCUUCGUCGGGGCGGUAGUGACUCCACGGAUGGAAUUCGUUGGUUAGAGCCCGUUGCCCCUGCGCCCCGCGCGGCUCCCCGGCCCGUCCCCGCCCCGCGCGGCCGCCAGUGACCCGCGCGCCUGCGGCCCGGCCCGGUGCGCGGUGUGGGCUGACGUCAGCGCCUCCGCCGCUUAAAGCCACGCACAUCUGACUUGGGUUCGCGCAACUCGGUUUUUUUUUUUUCCUUUUUUGCAAAAUAUGUAUUUGUGUCGCCGCUGCGAGGCCGGUUGGUCCCAGAGCCCCCUCGAGGCUCGGGAAUGUGAAGCCAACAGGCUCGCUGCGGCCGCCGCCGCUCACUUUCCUACCGGGUUAGAAAAGUUUGCGGGGCGUGUGGAUGAAGUAACCCGCUCUUCUGCUUCGCCCUCCCAGCGCCUAGGAGCCGGCGGCCCCGGAGCAGUGGCCGCGCCGCGCCGCCCACCGCGGCGCAGGACCUCGCCGGCCCCGCCCGCCGGCCCCGGCCGCGCCCGCCAUGUCCUACCCGCAGUUUGGAUACCCGUAUUCCUCCGCACCCCAGUUCCUGAUGACCACCAACUCCCUGAGCACGUGCUGCGAGUCGGGUGGCCGCACGCUGGCCGAGUCGGGGCCCGCCGCGUCGGCCCAGGCGCCCGUCUACUGCCCGGUCUACGAGAGCCGGCUACUGGCCACCGCGCGCCACGAGCUCAACUCUGCCGCGGCGCUGGGCGUGUAUGGGGGCCCCUACGGGGGCUCGCAGGGCUAUGGCAACUACGUGACCUACGGCUCCGAGGCCUCCGCCUUCUACUCGCUGGCUCCUGGGAUCCUACAGAACGGCUUCGACUCCAAGGAUGGGCCUGGAUCUGCGCAUGCGGGCCUGGCGCCUGCCGCGGCCGCUGCCUACUACCCCUACGAGCCGGCGCUGGGCCAGUAUCCCUACGACAGCCUGUCCCCAGGUACGGGACCAUGGACAGCGGCACGCGGCGGAAGAAUGCCACGCGCGAGACCACCAGCACGCUCAAGGCCUGGUUGCAGGAGCACCGCAAGAACCCCUACCCCACCAAGGGCGAGAAGAUCAUGCUGGCCAUCAUCACCAAGAUGACCCUCACGCAGGUGUCCACCUGGUUUGCCAAUGCACGCCGGCGCCUCAAGAAAGAGAAUAAGAUGACAUGGCCGCCAAGGAACAAAUGUGCAGACGAGAAGCGACCCUAUGCAGAGGGCGAGGAGGAAGAAGGGGUGGAGGAGGAAACCAGGGAGGAGCCCCUCAAGAACACCAAGAAUGAAGAGUCUCUGGGCAAAGAGGAGAAGGAUCUAGAGCUCACCGACUUGGAGGACUUCGACCCACUGGAGGGGGAGCCCCACGAGUGCGAGCUGAAGCCGCCCUUCCAGCCCCUGGAAGGCGGUCUGGAGCGCAUCCCUGCGGCACCCGAGGGUCCAAGCGCCCCUGGGAAGGAGGCCUCGGGCACCCUGCGGAUGCCCCUGGCCGCCGGUGGCGGGACCGCGCUGGACCAGGACAUGGAGAGAGCCAGGAGCUGCCUCCGGACCACAGCGGCUGGGCCAGAGCAGCAGCCCGGCGCAGGGGGCGGCUCGCAGGCUUGUGAGGCCAAGCUGGGCUUUGCACAGGCUGGGGCCCCGGCGGGCCUGGAGGCCAAGCCGCGCAUCUGGUCCCUGGCACACACUGCUACUGCGGCUGCCACUGCCCUGAGCCAGACUGAGUUUCCAUCCUGCAUGCUCAAGCGUCAAGGCACUGCGGCCCCUGCGGCCACUUCCUUGGCUCCUGCUUCAUCCUCGCCUGCGGCCCCGGCCCCUACUGGUGCCCUGGACAGGCACCAGGACUCCCCGGUAACCAGUCUCAGAAACUGGGUGGAUGGGGUCUUUCACGACCCCAUUCUCAGGCACAGCACUUUGAACCAGGCCUGGGCCACCGCCAAGGGCGCCCUCCUGGACCCAGGGCCGCUGGGACGCUCCCUGGGGGCAGGCGCCAACGUGUUGACGACACCCUUGGCGCGCACUUUCCCUCCUGCUGCACCCCAUGAUGCACCGGCCUCAGGUGCAGCCAAGGAGCUGCUGGCCCUCCCGAAGGCCGGAGGCAAGCCCUUCUGCGCCUAACUGGCUGGCCUCUGCCCCUGAGCAGAGGAGGAGGAGCCCAUGCUGGGGCUGCAGGCCUGUGGGUCGCAGACUCUUUUUCUACCAAGUUUCCAAAGCAGGACGAGAGCGUGGCAAAGUUCAGGCAGCCAAGCCACCGUAGAGGGAGGAGCUGAACUCGGCCUCUCCAGGCUACACGCCAGCCGCCUGAGCUGUCUUGCCAGGUCCACGGACCCCACCUGGACAUGCACUAGUUCAGGCCAUUUCCAAACUCCGAGACCCAUGGAUAGGGCUGCUCACAGAGCAGAAGGGAGCCACCCUAAGCAUAAAGUUUACGUCUGAAAGUUUACAUGGAGAAGACAUUUCCGUUCUGAGGCUGUUUUGCUGUCUCCUUUCGGGUUCAAGGCAUGCCAGCGUUCCUCCCGGAAGACUCCUCAGCCUGGGGACCUGAUCUCAUCCUCCGCACAUUUGCCAACAGCACUCCACCUCGUUCACACUAUUGCACACUCUUAACUCGAUAAAAUUAUGUUUUUUUUUAAAUGUAUGUUCACACCAAUAAUUGCCUGCUUCAGAGGCUAAUAUAACAAAACCAAUAAACCGAGUGAUGGUGUUUGCAUUGCAA